AUGAGUAGUUUACGUUAUCGAAGUUCGAUCAGAAGACCACAAUUAGAUGGUUAUACCUAUGAAAGAAGUCGAUCAGCAUCGGCAAUCCCUCAAGAUAUUCAUGUAACUUUUUACAACAAUAGUUAUCAAAGGGCAAAAACCUUGUAUUUAAAUAAAUAUAAUGCAAUGGAGAAGAUCAUUGAAGCAGCUCACGAACUGUUCCCAUCUGAUAGGAUUUAUCGAUUUUUUUCUGAUCGAACGCUUGGAGCCAGAAAUGAACUCACUGACUCUUAUCAAGUGAUGGAUUCUAUUCAGAACCCACAUCACAUCCUUCCUCAAUUGUUUAUCCGGUUAGAAGAAACAUCACGUCGUGCAAGUAUUCAUAACAAUCAAUAUGAAGUGAUACCAAUUAUUCGAACGCCUUCUCAAGUUUCUCAUCGACAUUCCGUUCGAUUCGACGAUAGAUCCCGUGCUCACAGCUCAGCCAGUAGCCACGCAAACUUCCACAUUUACUGCUGCCAUUGUCAUUUUCCGAUUCAUGGAAUCCGUUAUCAUUGUCUUGAAUGUCCGGACUACGAUAUUUGUGAAAACUGCGAGAAAGAUCUGGUUCAUUUUGAACAUGCUCUGAUUCGUAUUGUCAGUCCAAGAUACACUAGAAUUCCAGAUUAUGUCAUUUCCAAUGCUCCCAGUUAUGUUUUUCCAGAGGAUCGAUAUUAUGUGGAAAGAGCUAUUUAG
Molecule: messenger RNA, 714 nt
Organism: Caenorhabditis briggsae
Lineage: Eukaryota; Metazoa; Nematoda; Chromadorea; Rhabditida; Rhabditidae
Exons: 4
Coding region: 1-714 (237 amino acids)
Biological process (GO): endosome organization; aggrephagy; mitophagy
Cellular component (GO): amphisome; aggresome
Molecular function (GO): protein kinase C binding; zinc ion binding; K63-linked polyubiquitin modification-dependent protein binding
Source: RefSeq, a predicted model, not a curated record